AUGGUCUUGUAUGACCAGCUGUUGUAUACUGUUGGAGUAAAUAAACCCGAUGAGCGUAAUACCCACAUUUUUCAGCCCAUAAAGAAAGCCAGGCCCAAAAUUACAAAAGAUAGAAAUGUGAAAGAAACACCGACGACUGCGACUGGAAAGAGUGAUAGAGGAACGGAGAAGGAAACAGAGAGAACUGGCGGGAAGCAUUCGGAAAAUACAGAUACUAAGGCAGAAGGGGCUGACUCGAUUAGAGCUCAAAGCUCAGCAGGAGCAACUCGAACGCUAGGAAGGAGAAAGACACCAGGAAGAAAGAAGUCGUCUGGACGUUCGCCUGCUGGUGAGACAUCCGGUGGUGCUACGAGAGCCACGGAAUCAAGUGCCCCGACCCCUGAUAGCGGGGCCGAAACACUGGAUGUGGAUCAAGCAGAAGAGACCAGACGAUCUGGUCCAUGGAAGUGGCUAUCAACGCAUAAGACAGGAUCGAAGUCAAAGUACGUGUGA
Cooperia oncophora is the source of this 492-nucleotide messenger RNA. NCBI's taxonomy places the organism in Eukaryota, Metazoa, Nematoda, Chromadorea, Rhabditida, Trichostrongylidae. The record is from the annotation of a GenBank genome assembly.